GGAAGAGUUAUUUUAUUUUUCUUUUCUUAAAAAAAAGAAAAGAAAAGCAAUAAACCAAAGAACACGCUUUCCCAAGGAUGUGCUUAGCUAGCUUUGUAAAAAGCAAGUGUUGAGGCCACUCAUCAUCAUCAUCAUCAUUUUCCAAUAACCAAAUUAAAAGAAAGAAUGGCAUGUUAUUGCUCUAAAGAAGAAGAAGCUCUUCUUAGGCUCUUCUACAAUACCUCAUCUUCAUUCAAACUCUUCUUCAUUUUCUCAUCACUCUCUUUCAUUUUCCUCACCAAAAUUUUCCACUUCAUUGGAACCAAUCCAAUUUUCCCAAGAAGCCAAUACAGUAAUCAUGAGUACACUUUUUCUGAUGAUGAUGAAGAAGAAGAAGAAGAAGAAAGUCAAGAAGAAGAAGAUGAUGAUAAUGAUAAUGAUGAUAAAUAUUGUUAUUAUGAAGAAAAUAAUAAUGAUCAUUUAGUAGCUGACAUUAUUUGUGGUGGUGAAUCUCUUUUCUUCUUACCAAACGACAAUAAUAAUUGUUGUCGUUUUGAUCUUGAUCUUGUCACAAACGACAAUGUUAUUAUUGAUCAAAAUCAUCAUCAUCAUCAUCAAAAUAACCUCUCAUCAUCAUCAUCAGAAGAAUAUUUCAUCACCCCACAAGAGAGUUUAAUAGAAGAAAUUGAAGAAGAAGAAAAUCAACAAAAUUAUGUCACUGAAUUAUUAUCUAUACAUGAUACCGAUACAGAAUCUGAUCACAAUGAUACUGAUGAUCAUCAAUAUCAACAUCAAAAAGAUUCCAAAAAUAAUAAUAAAAUUGAAGCAUGGCCCAUCUCUCAUCAUGGGGAUGAUGAUGAGAAUAAGUUUAUUAGUUUUGGACCAAUAAGUAGUACUACAGCUUCUACUACUCCUCAAAUAUUAUUGGACAAUAAUAAUAAUAAAAUGUUACAAAUGAAAGGAAUAAUAAACGGUGGUGAUGAUGAUGAUGAUGAUGGUGAUGUGUAUGGAGAUUCUUGUACCGUUGGAUCAACAUCGAAGAGCUCAUCCGAAUGGAGAAGUUCGAUUAAUUAUAGAGAUUCGGGAACAGAUGAUCCUUUCUCUUCUUCUUCGAGAAGGAGUUGUCCUAAGUGGGAAUCUUACACUGUUUUUCAAAAAUAUGAUGAAGAAAUGAUCUUCUUUGACAAAAUCACUGCUCAAAAGCUCCAUGAAACAGAAUCAUUAAGGUCAAUCAAAGUGUCACCAAGAUCAGUAUCAGAGAGAAUUGUUCAUAGAAUAUCGAUGAUCAACAAAACUCCUAAGGACAUUCAUAGGAAUCCUUAUCAUGAACUCGAGGCCGCUUACGUGGCGCAAAUAUGUUUGACAUGGGAAGCUUUGAAUUGGAAUUACAAGAAAUUUCAAGAGAAAAGAAGAAUGAAGAGUAUUAAUAAUAAUGAAAGGAGGAACAUGAAUAUAAAUAGUGAUGAUGAGUAUGAUAUAGGUUGCCCUGGUCAAAUAGCUCAACAAUUUCAACAAUUUCAAGUUCUUUUACAACGUUAUAUUGAGAAUGAGCCUUAUGAAAAUGGAAGAAGACCUGAGAUUUAUGCUAGGAUGAGGCUUUUAGCUCCUAAAUUGCUUCAAGUCCCUGAAUACAGAGAUUCAUUGGAUGACCAAAGGGAUGAUGAAGGUGGGGGGUCGAGGAUCUCUUCCCCAACAUUUCUUAUCAUAAUGGAGGAUUGCAUCCACACUUUCAUGAAUUUUCUCAAGGCCGACAAAGAAAACACUUGCCAAAUUAUAACAUCUUUGUUUAGAAGAAAACGAAGAAGAGGCUCAGUCGAUCCUACACUUCUCCAACUCAUUAAGAAAGUCAAUCAAAAAAAGAAGAUGAAGCUUAAAGAUCUUCGCCGAGCUCGAAAAUGCUUAAGAAGAAGAAGGUUGAAAGUUGAUGAAGGGAUGGAGAUAGUAAUGGGUUUAAUAGACCUCAAAGUGGUUUCUAGGGUUUUGAGAAUGAAAGUGAUAAGUGAAGAGCAAAUGCAUUGGUGUGAAGAGAAAAUGAGCAAAGUGAAAAUUUUGGAUGGAAAACUCCAAAGAGAUUCUUCAACACUUUUUUUCCCAUCACAUUGACUGACCCCACCAAAGAAAUAUAUGUUUUGCUUAAUUAAAUUAAUUAAUUAAUUAUUUGCCAAAAAUAUUAAAUAAAAUAUUGACUGCACAAAAUUGAAUAUUCUACUAUACAUUAGGGCACUUGUUUAUUUUUGUAAAUAUUAAUAUAUUUAGUGUUACAUGCUC
Cannabis sativa is the source of this 2247-nucleotide messenger RNA. RefSeq lists its product as uncharacterized. Bases 166 to 2082 code for a protein of 638 amino acids. The transcript has 6 exons. Lineage: Eukaryota; Viridiplantae; Streptophyta; Magnoliopsida; Rosales; Cannabaceae. The record is from RefSeq and is a predicted model, not a curated record.